Messenger RNA from Micropterus dolomieu (smallmouth bass), 2348 nucleotides. RefSeq names its product glypican 3 (gene gpc3). The record is from RefSeq and is a predicted model, not a curated record. Gene Ontology annotation, biological process: regulation of protein localization to membrane; cell migration; positive regulation of canonical Wnt signaling pathway. NCBI's taxonomy places the organism in Eukaryota, Metazoa, Chordata, Actinopteri, Centrarchiformes, Centrarchidae. Gene Ontology annotation, cellular component: extracellular region; plasma membrane; cell surface. The transcript has 8 exons. The coding region runs from base 1 to 1752 and encodes 583 amino acids.
AUGCUUGGUCCGUCAGUCCACAGUGCGCUCUUUCUAUGCGCCUUCCUCCAGCUGUUCUCCCUGCCCGGCGGACAGGUGCCAAACUGCCAGGAGGUGCGCACCGUGUUUCACUCUCUGCACCCGGGCUCCAAGUGGAUCCCCGAAAACCCAGUGUCAGGUGCGGAUCUGCAGGUUUGCCAAACCAAAGGCCCCACCUGCUGUUCCAAGAAGAUGGAGGAGCGGUAUCAGGUAGCUGCACGCAGCAACAUGGAGUCUGGCCUGCAGGUUGUCAGUGCUCAGCUCAAGCAUCUUAUCAUCCAGAAUGCCGCAAUAUUCCAAGAGGCCUUUGACCUGGUGCUGCGUCACGGCCGUAACUCCACCCUGGCCAUGCUGAAGUCAGAGUUCCCAGGUCUCGGAAGUGGAGCCCAGAGCUCCGUGGGGCAGCUCUUCCUGGACAUGUCGCUCUACAUCCUGGGCUCAGACUCUGCAGUGGACCACAUGGUGGCGGUGCUCUACGGCCGCCUCUUCCCCCUGACAUACCGCCGCCUGCUGGGGGGUAGCAUAUCCUCCUCUGUGUCUGAGGAGUGUGUAAGAGGAGCCUGGAAGGACUCAGGAGCAUUUGGCCCAUAUCCCAAAAUGAUGAUGACACGUCUGUCUCGCUCCCUCCUGGCCACACGAGUCUUCCUGCAGGCGUUGAACCUGGGCAUUGAGGUUGUCAACACCACAGACCACCUGCGGCCCAGCCGGGAUUGUAGCCGGGCCCUGCUGCGGCUGUGGUACUGCCCGCACUGCCAAGGCAUGCUGGGGCCGCCAGCCUGCAGAGGCUUCUGUCAAGCGGUAAUGCACGGCUGCCUGGGGGGAGCGGCCGAGGUGCAGCCUCACUGGAGGAACUACGUAGACGGACUGGGGAAGCUGGCUGGAGCCAUGAGGGGAGAGCAGGACAUGGAGGCUGUUGUUCUUAGACUGCCCUCAAUGAUCAAACUGGCUGUCAAGCACGCUGUGAACGCCCGCAUCCGCCUCACCACGCUGGUGAGUGGGAUGUGCGGACACACUCCUCAGCGGUCCUCUCGCUCAGUCGGAUCACCUCCUCCCCACCCUCCCGCUGCCUCUGCAUCCCGCAACACGCAGCCCUCAUCCUUGGACUCUGAUGAGACUUUGGCUGGCCUCCGCAGGGAGUUCAUAUCCAACCUGAGGGGCUUCAGCUCCUUCUACAGUGGUCUCGGGGAGGCACUGUGCAGCCGUGAGCCUGUUCCAGCAAACCACUCCCUCUGCUGGAAUGGGCAGGAGAUGACAGACAGGUUUCCCGGGCCUGGCCUGAAGCGAUUGCAACCCGGCUCCGAGUCCCGAAGCAACAAGCCCCCUGAGCCAAUCAUCAGCCAGAUCAUAGACAAACUCAAACACAUCAACCAGUUGCUGCGGCUGGUGACGGUAUCUGAGAAGCGCUGGAGAGCUCGGUCGCGUGGAGGAGGAGUGGAUGGGUGGAGCGAUGAGGGGGAAGAGGGAUUCGAGAGUGGUGACUGUGAUGAUGAAGAUGAGUGCACCGGAGUGUCAGGGCUCGGGCCGCCACCGAGACGCAAACGGUUACGCAUCUUUGCAGACCUUGCUGAUAACCUGGCAAUGGAUGACUUCACCUUCCAGGAGCAGCUGCUGACCCCUCGCUUGGCCACAGCCGGGAUCGGAGGUGUCUCCUCACCUGCGGCUCCGCUGUGGAGGAGCUACCUGGUCCCGACGCUCCCUGCGGCGCUUGCUCUGCUCCUGCUUUUUCGCCAAUGACCAGUGCACUCACACACACUCCCAUCACCUCUUUCCCCUAGGUUUCAGUACAAACUCUGUGAAAUGGGACUUACUGUUUUAAAAGCUCCGGUUCCCAAUUUGAAGUUCAGCGGCUCGUCGAAGUAAGCGUGAGCAACAACAACAAAAAACUGUCUCAGUAAGACCAUGUUUUGUUUUAUUCAAAAUCACUGGAUGUCGUCAACAAACCUAUUAAAGCACACCAGAUAAACCCAUGGCAUGGUGUAAAUAAAAAAGUUGCCCUCUGGUCCAUUCCCACUAUGGUUAUUACAAUGUUUGUGCCCCUUUGCCUCACCGCCUCUCUGCUUUCAUAUUGACUUCUGUAUAAUAACAAAGAGACGGGGGGCCUCAUCAUAAAGACAGCUUUGUCAUGGAUCUGCAAGUGAGGAGCUACGUGGAGAACAGACACACAUCAGACGUUUUUGGUCCCACUCCCAGUCUGCAACAGGUUAUUGCCCUGCAGAAACAAACUGGAAGAAGGAGAAAACGCUUGCUACUCUCCUCCACGGCAGUGAAUAAUCUCCUGGCCAGGACCGGACUUGACAGCUAGGGAGGUGUGAACAACUUAUCCCCAGAGG